Oncorhynchus gorbuscha (pink salmon) is the source of this 2957-nucleotide messenger RNA. RefSeq lists its product as uncharacterized. The transcript is spliced from 8 exons. Gene Ontology annotation, biological process: protein polyubiquitination; antigen processing and presentation of peptide antigen via MHC class II; immune response. NCBI's taxonomy places the organism in Eukaryota, Metazoa, Chordata, Actinopteri, Salmoniformes, Salmonidae. Gene Ontology annotation, molecular function: ubiquitin protein ligase activity; MHC protein binding; zinc ion binding. The record is from RefSeq and is a predicted model, not a curated record. Gene Ontology annotation, cellular component: cytoplasm; lysosome; late endosome membrane. Bases 1020 to 2678 code for a protein of 552 amino acids.
UUAACACACAGACAUACAUGGAGAGAGAGAGGGUGGAAUGGAGACUUAACACACAGACAUACAUGGAGAGAGAGAGGGUGGAAUGGAGACUUAACACACAGACAUACAUGGAGAGAGGGUGGAAUGGAGACUUAACGCACAGACAUACAUGGAGAGAGAGAGAGGUUGGGAUGGAAGAGAGAGAAUGGAGACUAAACACACAGACCUCACUAGCAUCACCAUGGCAACUAUGGAAGGCGAGACACAAGGGAAGGGAUCGAGUAAUUAGAAGAAAAAAGUGAAUGCUGGUGCGUGUCAGUCUGCUUCUUCAGCAUGAAACAAGUUAAUCAACUAUCAACUAGUUUUCAUCGUCUUCUGAAAAUCUUCUGACUAUUCCACUGAACUUGUUGUGAAAGCAUCAGUAUGGUAAUGUAUAGACAGUGAGGACGAGAGCAAGAGAGACGUAGUGUGCGUGCGUAAGGGUGUUUUGUGUCCAUUACCAAACAACUGGUAAGUGUGCAGUGCUGUAAAGAUGUAAAAAUCAUUACCAGCCAUACGUUAUCAUGUAUAAUCAUUGCAUAAGUUAUAACAGAUUAUCUUUGUUGUCUCUUAUGUUUCUAACGCAGUUCAAGAUAGAAGGUAUUUUACAUUUACAUUUUAGUCAUUUAGCAGACACUCUCAUCCCGGUUGACUUACUGGAGCAAUUAGGGUGCCUUGCUCAAGGGCAGAUUUUUCACCUAGUCAGCGCGGGAAUUCAAACCAGUGACCUUUCAGUUAUUGUCCCAGUCAAACGUUGAUAUGACUUACAGUAUCUGCUGCUACAGGGGUUGGUUUUUCAAAAUGACUAAAUGUGUCUAAUAUUGUCUUUCUGUUCCUCUCUUUCAGAAUGAGAAGCACCUGGGUCAUUCUGCCAGCAGGUCCAGCAACAUUUCCAAGGCGGGGAGUCCCACCUCCAUCAAUGCCCCCUGCAGCUUUUCACGGUCAUCGGUCACCCCCUCCAACCAGGACAUCUGCAGCCUUGCCGCCACAUCUCCAGACCCAUGCUACCAGAAGCCUUUGUGGUUCUGAUGAACUCCAAGAGCAAAACCUCUCAGGGGUCAGGAGGGGGCAUCUCUGUGACAACACUCUGCCUGGACACGCCCCCAGCCUUCAAGCCCUCCAAAGGCCGGGGCGGGCUCUCCUUCGGGACGGAAUGGCUUUCAUUGCUCCGCCCCUCCACCGUCUACGGGACGCUGAAGUUCUCUCACUCUCUGAGCAAUGUGGGCCAGCGCAUGGACAGCCUCUGUAGCGGACUGCACUUCGUAGACCGGACCUGUUCUGAAGGAGAGCUGGAUGUAAAACCUAAACAACCCAACACAGACCAGAAGUCCAAGAUGUUCAACGGCAAAGCAGCCACACUCACACACCAGGCCUCGAACCAUCCUCCCUUCCCCACACACACACUCACCCGCACACACCCUCACCUCGUUCCCUCAUUCACCAACAACUACAAGUACCUCACCCACGAACACUGUUUCCAACCUCACUCUUCCGGCGUCCAUCCUUCUCCUCCUCCACCACUUCCUAACUCCCACCUUCACCCGCCCAGCUCCAAACUCCUCCGCCUCUUCCUCCCCUUCUCUCGCUCCUCUACCUCUGCCAGUCUACAGUGUUCUGAGCUGGGUAGCUAUGCUUCCCGCCUCCACAUCACCAAAUCCUCCAGCACCCUAAUGGGGGGCAAUGAGCCUCCCCUGGGGGGAACAGAUGGCCUCCUGGGGGAUGACGAUGUGUUUGAGAUCCCCCAGGGAGGGACCGGAACUUGGACAGGGGCUGGAGCCCCAGGAAGUGGUGCCAGAAGCGGGGAUUUGGGUCUGCUUGGGGCAGCCCCCCUUUGCUACAUGGACGAAGACAGCGAUCUGGACCGUUUUUCAAUUCUAGACCGGUGUUCGUCACCUGCCCAUUCUGACAAAAUGGGACCUCUCACACCAGGCACGCUCUCGCCCUAUUCGCUGUCCGGAGACUGCUGCAGGAUCUGUCACUGCGAAGGAGACGAUGACAGCCCACUGAUAACACCAUGCAACUGUACAGGCAGCUUACGCUUCGUCCACCAGGCGUGCCUGCAGCAGUGGAUCAAGUCCUCAGACACACGCUGCUGUGAACUCUGCAAGUACCAGUUCAUCAUGGAGACCAAGCUCAAACCCCUUCGCAAGUGGGAGAAGCUCCAGAUGACGUCUAGUGAGAGGAGGAAGAUCAUGUGUUCUGUGACGUUCCAUGUCAUCGCCAUAACUUGCGUGGUGUGGUCCCUCUACGUGCUCAUUGACCGCACUGCAGACGAGAUCAGAACAGCCGGAAGAAUCCCAGAGGGCCAGAGUGGAGAGACCUUGGACCUUCUUCUCCAAUCUGUUUGGGAAGGAGGUAUCUUGGAGUGGCCAUUCUGGACCAAGCUGGUGGUGGUAGCCAUCGGCUUCACGGGUGGCCUGGUCUUCAUGUACGUCCAGUGUAAAGUCUACAUCCAGCUGUGGAGGAGACUCAAGGCCUACAACCGGGUGAUCUACGUCCAGAACCGCCCAGAGAUGUGUAAAAAGCAAGUGGUCGAGAAGCUGCCCCUCAUGGAGCCCAGUUUGGAGCACAAGGAGGCUCUGGCCCUCACCCAGUCUGACACAAACUCCUCCCAGUACACAGAGACAGAGGACUACAGUAUGGAAGUGCUACAUGUCUGACCAACAUAUUACUGAAGCCCCCAGACCAUUUUACAUAUACUAAUACACAGGCACACUCUGGCUGAUCAACAUAUACACACACAAACACGAGCAAACCAAGUAAAAAACACAAAACACACAGACAUACAUAAGACCAUAGUAUGGGGGUUGUACUAAGGUGUGAGUGACCCACCUUCACCCUUCCCCCAUCUCCACACAGUCUGAAACAGUAUGGACCAGUACCCGCUCCCAGGACUAGACCUUCACUGGGCCAAUAGACCCUUUAUAUAUAUAUAUAUA